AUGAACGGGGUCGGCAGCGGUGAGACGGCGCGGCGGCAGGGUCGACUACCGAACUUUGUCCAGGUCGCCAAAGGUUACGUUUUCGAGCAGGAGAUCCAGGAUUGUCUACGUGAGACUGGUGUCACGCAGGCCCGAGAAGAUAGUAUCAGACUGGCCGGUGUGCAGUGGAUCGACAAUGUCAGACGAGCAUUGAAAUUGCCCGUCAAGACAUUCAACACAGCAGUCGUCUAUUACCACAAGUUUCGCUUGCAACACUCCGAUGGCGAGUACAGUUUCGUGGACGCAGCAGCCGCGGCGUUAUUCACGGCCUGCAAGAUCGAAGACACGCUCAAGAAAUCGCGGGAUAUUCUCUGCGCGGCGCAUAAUCUCAAAGUCCCACGCCCAGAGCAUCUGUCUCCCGACGAUCAGGUCUUCGAACAUCAAUCACGUACCAUCAUCGGUCUUGAACGACUCAUGCUCGAAGCGUCAGGCUUCGACUUCCGCAACCGCCACCCGCAGGAAUUCCUGAUCAAGCUGGCCAAGUACUACGAUUUUCAAAAGUCCUCUCCCGUGGUCAAGACAGCCUAUGUCAUGAGUCUGGACUUGUACCGCACCUUCGCGCCGCUCAAGCAGCAGACGGCAACCAUGGCGUUCGCCUGCCUCGAGCUCGCCGGACGCCUUCUGGGCGAAGAAAAUCAAGACAUCUGGCAGGGUAGAGACUAUGCGACCUGGAAGAUUGAUCGCGGGAUGGUCAUGGAAACCCUGCUUGACCUACUCGAACUGUAUACGCACCACCGCACCUCGACAACCGUCGGGCCCGAUUUCCCCGUCGACACGUUUCUCGAGGUCCGCAUUCCUCUGAAUCUCGAGUCCGAAGAGAAACAUCUGCCACGGUACACAGAGUGGGUUGACAGACCUGGCGACGCGCCUUACAGAGGCUACGGCCCGGCCGGUGGACUCAACGGCAAUGCAAAAGCGAAUGGGUCGCAUUCUCGCUCGUCCAGCAAGAACGUCAGUCCGAAAGACGCCAUCACCAGUCCCAGCACCAAUAGCAGCUCCGGAGUCGCCAGCGCGAGUACCGCUGCAACUAGUAUUCCGGGCGGGAUUGCCGCAGUGAGACAGCGUGUAGGGGACCGUGGCCGUGAGGGGACGGUCCGCUUCAUUCUCAACCCGGAUAGAGAGCGGGAUGAGCGGGCGAUUGUCGAAUUGUUCCGCAGACCGUGA
Molecule: messenger RNA, 1203 nt
Organism: Capronia coronata CBS 617.96
Lineage: Eukaryota; Fungi; Ascomycota; Eurotiomycetes; Chaetothyriales; Herpotrichiellaceae
Exons: 4
Coding region: 1-1203 (400 amino acids)
Biological process (GO): regulation of transcription by RNA polymerase II; positive regulation of DNA-templated transcription, elongation
Cellular component (GO): nucleus; cyclin/CDK positive transcription elongation factor complex
Molecular function (GO): cyclin-dependent protein serine/threonine kinase activator activity
Source: RefSeq, a predicted model, not a curated record